AUGAAUGCAGAUUUUCUAAUAGCAGCCUUGGGGAGGCCCAUGCACCCUGGCAUGCUGUAUAAUGCUCGCAACGACACAGUUAUUCCAGGACUGAAACUAUGGGAUGAUGCAGACAUGCAAAAGGUGCUGAGGAUCAAGGGGCAGCAGAACACCAGCUUUAACGUGACUGCGUCCGACUCCUUUUCCAAGAAAUCCAAACUGCUUGAAGUCAGCGCAAGACUGAAGGCCAGCUUCCUGUCCGGGAUGGUGGAGGUGGAGGGGAGCGCCCAUUACCUGAAGGACAGGACCACGUCCAGGCACCAGUGCAGGGUCACUUUGCAAUAUAAAGAAACCACCGUGUUCAAGGAGCUGAUGACGCUGGAGAUGGACAUCAAACACCCAGAUGUCUUUGAGAAAAAUGAGGCCACGCAUGUCGUCACGGCAGUGCUUUAUGGGGCAGAGGCCUUCAUGGUGUUUGACCAGAUGGCAGAGGACAUCCAACAAAAGCAAGAGAUCCUAGGUGAGCUGAAAGUCAGCGUUAGGAAAAUACCGCUGGUUGAAAUCUCAGGUGAGGGCAAGGUGGUCAUCAACGAGAAUGAGCGGAAAAAGGUCAAGAAGUUCAAAUGCACUUUCCACGGUGACUUCAAACUGAAGGAAAACCCGUCUUCCUAUGAAGAAGCUGCCAUUGUGUACAAGAGUUUACCAACGAUGCUGGGCCAGAAAGGGGAGGCCGCGGUACCCAUCAAAGUCUGGCUGUACCCUCUGAAAAACAUAGAUCCCAAGGCUGCCCAGCUGAUUCGCGAGGUGAACUCCACUCUAGUGGCCGCCUUCGAAGCUGCGAUGGAGGAUCUUCACAAAGCGCAGACCCGAGUCCGCGACCUGAUAAAGGUGAGCAAACUCAUUCCAUUGUCUGAGAUCACAGCCAAACUGGAGGUCUUCCAAAUGAAGCUGAGAGGAUACACCGUGGUGCUGAAGAGGAAAGUGCUCGAUGUUCUCCCAGAAAUCAGGGGGGGCACGAUGGAGGAGACUGCCUUCGAAGAGAUCCUGAAGUUCCACCAUGAAUCCUCUUUCACUAAGAAAAUGAUGACAGAGUGGCUGGAUGAAAAAGAAACAGAGAUGGGCAUUGUGUCCUCUUAUAUUCAGCUCAUGAAGGGCAUCCCAGUCGUGCCGCCAGGGCCCAAUCUGCACAAAGUCCUUUACCACCCAAAGCUUGAUGCCGUUGCCAUGUUCAGCUUCACUUCGCUCGAGUAUGCCGAGCCGUAUCUGGCCAACCUCGAUGAGUGCCUCCGCUGUGAGAAGUUCAGAAAGAUGGAUGAUGCGAAGGUUGCCACCGAGAAAUCCUUUGUGAAGAACACCGUGCCGUGGUAUGAACAUCCCGAGGCCAUCCCUGCCAUGCGAGUGUGCCUGAGUAACUUUUUCCUAGUGAAGGGCCGCUGCGACAAAAACGCCCUGCACACCGCUCUGAUCAGCUUUGUGUCGGACUCAUCUUACCAAGGAUCCUCCAUCCGUGUGUAUAGAAACGGGAAGUGUGUGAACCCGCAUUAUAAACCUCCAAACACACAGAGGGAGUCGGGGAGAGGCGUCAAUGAUGGCGAUCGCCCAAAAGCAGACGGAGCCCAGGACCCAGGAGACGUCCUGUUCGGGCAGAAUCCCGCACCCAAUCAGCAGACUGGACUAAACCUGGAUCCUCCUGACAGAUUCAGUGGAUCUCAAAACUCAUCUAAAAUCACCUCAACCGAAAAAGAGUUCUGGUGUCCAUAG
Molecule: messenger RNA, 1740 nt
Organism: Alosa alosa (allis shad)
Lineage: Eukaryota; Metazoa; Chordata; Actinopteri; Clupeiformes; Clupeidae
Product: stonustoxin subunit alpha-like
Exons: 3
Coding region: 1-1740 (579 amino acids)
Source: RefSeq, a predicted model, not a curated record